Messenger RNA from Neolamprologus brichardi, 2144 nucleotides. Lineage: Eukaryota; Metazoa; Chordata; Actinopteri; Cichliformes; Cichlidae. The record is from RefSeq and is a predicted model, not a curated record.
CCACAGAGAUGUUAUGAACACAAGCAGUACAGAAAUGGUCUGAAGUUCUGCAAACAGAUCCUGAGUAACCCCAAGUUUUCUGAGCAUGGAGGUAAGAACCUGAUGCACCAUGCUCACUGCUGGCACGUGUACGGCCUGCUGCAGCGCUCAGAUAAAAAGUAUGACGAGGCCAUCAAGUGUUACCGUAACGCUCUGAAGUGGGAUAAGGACAAUCUGCAGAUUCUCCGAGACCUCUCCUUGUUGCAGAUCCAGAUGAGAGACUUGGAAGGAUACAGGGAGACUCGGUACCAGCUGCUGCAGCUCCGUCCAGCCCAACGAGCUUCCUGGAUCGGAUACGCAGUGGCUUAUCACCUGCUCGAGGACUUUGACAUGGCUGCAAAGAUUGUUGAGGAAUUCCGCAAAACACAACAGACGUCGCCUGACAAAGUGGAUUAUGAGUACAGUGAACUGCUGCUGUAUCAGAAUCAGGUCCUGAGGGAAGCCGGGCUGCACAAGGAGGCCUUCGAUCACCUCAACAGCUACGAGAAACAGAUCUGUGACAAGCUGGCUGUGGAGGAGACCAGAGGAGAGCUGCUGCUAAAGCUGGAGAAACAUCAGGAGGCUUCAGAGGUCUACAGAAGACUCCAGGAAAGGAACCCAGAAAACUGGGCCUACUACCAAGGCCUGGAAAAGGCCUUAAAGCCGGGCAGUUUAGAGGCGCGGCAGAAGAUUUAUGAAGCGUCCUGCAUAAAGUUUCCUAAAGGCCUCGUUCCCCGAAGGCUGCCUCUCAACUUCCUCACAGUAAGUUUGGAAGUUUGUGUAUUUCAGGAAGGCACGUCGGCAGUGGACAACCUGAACGAGAUGCAGUGCAUGUGGUUCCAGACAGAAUGUGCCUCGGCCUACAAGGCGCUGAACAAGUGCGGAGAGGCCCUGAAGAAGUGCCAUGAAAUUGAGAGACAUUUUGUGGAGAUCACUGACGACCAGUUUGACUUCCACACCUACUGCAUGAGGAAGAUGACGCUGCGCUCCUACGUGGACCUGCUGAAGCUGGAGGAUGUCCUACGGCAGCACCCGUUUUAUUACAAAGCUGCUCGCACUGCAAUACAGAUCUACCUGACGCUGCACGACAAACCUCUGACUGAUGACAGCAAGCAGAGCCAGGCAGACACGGAAAAUCUGACAGACAAGGAGCUGAAGAAACUGCGCAAUAAACAGCGAAGAGCACAGAAGAAGGCCCAGUUAGAAGAGGAGAAGAAGAACGCAGAGAAGGAAAAGCAGCUCAAGAACCAGAAGAAGAAGAAGGAGGAUGAUGACGAAGAGAUUGGAGGGCCGAAAGAGGAGCUAAUACCAGAGAAACUGGCCAAGCCGGAGAAUCCUUUGGAUGAAGCAGUCAAGUUCUUGAUCCCACUGAAGAACCUGGUGCGGAAAAAGGUGGAGACUCAUCUGCUGGCUUUUGAGAUCUACUUCAGGAAAGGUGAGACGGCUUCAGCACAAAGACUCAUCUCAGUUUCCGCUAAGAUGAUGGUUUACCUGGAGCCUUCCUCUGAUAAGAUGGCGUGUGAGAUAGCCACAGCGCUGGACGAGUCGCUGGCUGGACGAAGCAUUCAGAUCUGCACCGAGGUCCUGGAGGCUUUGCGUGGCGGCCAGCUAGGUGAGGGUCAGCAGAAGGCAGCGGAGGCCUAUCGAGCCGCCUGCCAUCAGAUCUACCCCUACAGCCUGGCCUUCAUGCCGCCUGGUUACCAAGACAACAGCACCAUAAUCAGCUCCAAUGGCGACCUGUCGGCAGGAGAGCACGAUGACAUUGCGAAUGAAAUGUGAGACGUGAUGAGGAGGAGAAGCGAGCAUGUUGCCACACGCCGUAGCCCCUCCCAACACAAAACAAACUGACAUUGCACUGAACUGGACUGAGUGCCACAGGAGGCGCUGAGAACUUUUUUUAAACAGCGUCCUGUUGUUGAGUACAUUUAAAAAGAGAAACACGAAUACGUUUCGGGAGGCUUGAAAGGAUUGUGUGGACCUUCGUGGGUACAUGGCUUCUGUAAACACAGCUUUUUAUAACUCCUGUGUUUUCAUGCCAUCUUCUUCUUGUUGGUGCAUCUGCUUCUCAGAUUUUUAAAAGUAAUUUAUAUAUUACAAACUGAUGGAUUAAUAAAACAAUGUUUGCA